AUGUCUGAGAACUGUGAUUCUCCACCCCAUUCCAACACUUUCUUUCAAUGUCCGCCAGAUAAAGAUAGAGCCUCGUCUGAACCACGUUUGCUGCCUCUAUUUCCGGUAGAGGUGCCAGAUGCCCAUCAUUCUGGUUCUACUAAUUCCCCUCUUAGUCUGCCUCAAUCACCCGAAGAAACAAUUCCAUCACAAUUGUUGUCACCUCCAAUUCCAAGGGAACCUUUUUGUGGAAGUGUGUGUCUGAUUGGAAAGAGCCAACAUAUGGAAGAUGCCAUCUCUAUUAUUCCCCAGAUAUUAGGGUCACUAAGACCUUCUGCACCAUAUCAUCUGCAUUUUUACGGUGUUUUUGACGGACAUGGGGGAAGUCUUGUUUCAGGUUUUUGUCAGGCUCAAAUGCAUCAAAUGGUGCUAGAAGUACUUCUGACACGAACAUCUGAAAUACAGGGAAUAGCACCUGCAUCCGUAGACUGGUGGGACGUACUAAUGACGAGGUGCUUUAGAAAUAUGGAUGGGUUGGUACUUAGGACUUGCCCUUGUGGGGAACUUGGGGUUAACUGUGGAAACCAUUCCACACAAACACAAUCACAAUUAUAUUCUGAGUUUGUAGGAUCCACAGCUGCAGUGGUGCUUCUGUCAAAUUGUCAGAUUAUAGUCGCUAAUUGCGGAGACUCGGGUGUUGUUCUGGCUAACAAUGGAAAUACUAUUCCACUCACCCAUCCUCAUAAGGUACUAUCUACUGAUGGGAGAGUCAGAAUCGAGGAUCAUUUGCUAACCACUACUCGCGCAAUUGGAAAUAGGUAUCUAAAAAAGUAUCUCAUUCCGGACCCGGAUGUUACCUUGAGAACGAGGGAUUCUAAAGAUGAGUUCUUAAUCAUUGCUAGUGCUGGGUUCUGGGAUGUGGUUUCAACCGACGCAGCUUGUCAUGUGGCCCGGGGUUGUUUCCGCCACUCCCAUCCACCUUACUAUGCUAAUGCCGACGAUGCAAACGGUGAGCCUCAUCAUUUUGACACUCUAGUACCAUCUAUGUCCUUGAUGUAUCCAUCACCAAGUGCAACAGCAGCCGCAAUACUUUCCCGUAUGGCUGGUAUACGAGGAAGUGAAGAUAAUAUAAGCGUUAUUGUUGUUGAUCUCAUGAACAAUAGGUCUUAA
Daucus carota subsp. sativus is the source of this 1149-nucleotide messenger RNA. Its product is annotated as probable protein phosphatase 2C 75. Gene Ontology annotation, cellular component: nucleus. The transcript is spliced from 4 exons. Lineage: Eukaryota; Viridiplantae; Streptophyta; Magnoliopsida; Apiales; Apiaceae. Bases 1 to 1149 code for a protein of 382 amino acids. The record is from RefSeq and is a predicted model, not a curated record. Gene Ontology annotation, molecular function: protein serine/threonine phosphatase activity; cation binding. Gene Ontology annotation, biological process: peptidyl-threonine dephosphorylation.